Molecule: messenger RNA, 915 nt
Organism: Symsagittifera roscoffensis
Lineage: Eukaryota; Metazoa; Xenacoelomorpha; Acoela; Convolutidae
Product: Golgi phosphoprotein 3-like
Exons: 3
Coding region: 1-915 (304 amino acids)
Biological process (GO): Golgi to plasma membrane protein transport; retrograde vesicle-mediated transport, Golgi to endoplasmic reticulum; Golgi organization
Cellular component (GO): Golgi cisterna; trans-Golgi network; cytosol
Molecular function (GO): phosphatidylinositol-4-phosphate binding
Source: RefSeq, a predicted model, not a curated record
AUGUCUUUUGAAAGACCAGAUGGACUGACUAGAAGGAGUCGAGGAGCUGCAGCAGGCGGAGGCUUCGCCGACUUGCACGCCACGCGAGACCCGGACCGGCUGGAUGACGACGAGAAGGUAGGUGGUAGAGAUGAUUACGACCCUCACUCAACUGCAGACUUGGAGGACGAGGAGGAGUUGGGGGACAAACAUACCAGAUUGAAUCUUAUGGAACAGGUGCUACUCAUGGGCAUCAAAGACAGAGAGGGUUACACCUCUUUCUGGAACGACUGCAUAUCAUCAGGACUGCGUGGAUGUCUGCUGGUGGAGCUGGCUCUCAGAGGCAGGAUUGACCUGGAGCCAGCCACUAUGCGACGGAGGGAACUGUCUCUUCGAAAGGUGGUCUGCAAAUCAGACACACCCACAGGAGAUGCUAUUCUGGACGAGGCCCUGAGACACAUCAAAGAGGCCGAACCCACUAUGACCGUCUCAUCCUGGAUAGAACUCCUCAGUGGAGAAACAUGGAAUCCUUUGAAUCUGAAGUUCCAGGUUCGAAACACGAGAGAGCGCCUAGCAAAGAAUCUGGUGGAGAAGGGCGUGCUGACUACUGAGAAGCAGAACUUCGUCCUAUUCGACAUGACCACCCACCCCGUGUCCAACCCCUCUUCCAAGCAGAAUCUCAUUAAAAAAGUGCAAGAGUCAGUGCUGAACAAGUGGGUCAACGACCCCCACCGAAUGGACAAACGAAUGCUCUCCCUACUGCUCCUGGCGAACGCUUCCGAUGUGCUGGAAAACGCAUUUGCCCCCCUCCCAGAUAAAGACUACGAGUUGGUUCUGAGACGUGUCAACUCGCUCCUCUCGCUCGAGUAUGAAACGGAGUGCCUUAAGGAGGGGUCAAAUGCUGUCAUGUGGGCUGUGUUCAACUUCUUCAAGUAG